This is a messenger RNA of Anguilla anguilla (European eel), 2382 nucleotides long. RefSeq names its product sodium- and chloride-dependent GABA transporter 2-like. NCBI's taxonomy places the organism in Eukaryota, Metazoa, Chordata, Actinopteri, Anguilliformes, Anguillidae. The record is from RefSeq and is a predicted model, not a curated record. Gene Ontology annotation, cellular component: membrane. Gene Ontology annotation, biological process: sodium ion transmembrane transport. The transcript is spliced from 14 exons. Bases 116 to 1903 code for a protein of 595 amino acids.
UCAGCCUCUGUUCCCAGCUUGCAGUGUCCAGACAAAGGAAAACGGUCAGAGAGUGAGGAACAGACAGCACUAGAGAGGGACACAGUGAGAGUGAACGAUCCCAGGGGAAGAACAGAUGAAGAAGGAAAGGGAGACAGAUGAAAGGCCAUUGGAGGAGAGGGGCCAGUGGGGGAGUAAGGUGGAGUUCCUCCUGGCGGUAGCGGGGAACGUAGUGGGGCUGGGAAAUGUGUGGAGGUUCCCUUACCUCUGCUACAAGAACGGCGGUGGAGCGUUCCUUGUGCCAUAUUUACUCUUUGUGGUGAUCUGUGGGAUACCCCUGUUCCUAUUAGAAACUGCCAUGGGGCAGUACACCCAGGAGGGGGGCAUCACCUGCUGGAGGAAGCUGUGCCCAUUGGCUGAGGGAAUUGGCUAUGCGGGCCAGCUGAUCCUGUUUUACAGCUGCAUGUGUUAUAUCAUCAUCCUGGCCUGGGCUCUCUUCUACCUCUACUUCUCCUUCAGCUCACAGCUGCCCUGGGCCAGCUGCUCCAACACCUGGAACUCAGAUCACUGUGUGGACAUUUCCAACCGAAACCUCACCACAAACUGGACCCAACAGCCCAACAACUCAUCUUCUGCAGCCACUGAGUUUUGGGAGAGACGUGUGCUGUUGAUCUCGGGGGGCAUUGAGGAGGUGGGCAGUGUGAGGUGGGAGGUGCUUCUGUGCCUCAUCAUCAUGUGGGUCAUCUGCUACUUCUGCAUCUGGAAGGGGGUGAAGUCUACAGGCAAGGUGGUUUAUUUCACUGCUACUUUCCCAUACCUGAUGCUUUUGGUGUUGCUGAUACGAGGGCUAACUCUACCUGGAGCUCUGCAGGGGGUGGUGUUCUACCUGUACCCUGACCCCUCCCACCUGACAGACCCACAGUUUGUGAUGUCACUGCAGGUGUGGAUGGAGGCAGGAUCUCAGAUCUUCUUCUCCUACAGUCUUGGAGUGGGUACUUUAACUGUGUUGGGUAGCUACAACACAUAUAACAACAACUGCUACAAGGACUGUUUGUGGCUGUGCCUGCUGAACAGCGGGACCAGUGUAGUGGCGGGAUUCGCGGUCUUUUCUGUGCUGGGGUUCAUGGCACAUGAGCAGGGCGUCGCCAUUGAGGAAGUGGCAGAAUCAGGACCUGGUCUGGCAUUCAUUGCGUACCCCCAAGCAGUAGCAAUGAUGCCCCUACCUCAGCUGUGGGCCACCUGCUUCUUCAUUAUGAUCAUCCUGCUGGGCCUGGACACACAGUUUGUGGCAAUGGAGGCGGUGAUGACAACGAUGAAAGACCUGUUUCCCACGGUACUGCGGAGGGCCGGGCACAGAGAGAUCUUCCUCCUGCUCUUCUGCUUCACCUGCUUUGUCUUGCAGCUGGUGAUGGUCACACAGGGGGGAAUAUUUGUGUUCCAACUCUUUGACUACUACGCCUUUAAUGGGGCCUGUGUGUUCUUCCUGUGCAUGUUCAAGGUCCUGGCCAUGGGUUGGCUAUUUGGGGCGGAGCGAAUGGUCGAUGUGAUUGAGGACAUGACCGGGGAGCGUCCCUGCCUCAUCUUUAAGCUCUGCUGGCUCUACUUCACACCACUGGUGACCCUGGGAUCCUUCAUCUUCUCUGUGGUGGAGUACCAGCCCCUGACCUUUAACCGCUGGUAUGUGUACCCAGACUGGGCGUACGUGCUGGGCUGGCUGCUGGCCCUCUCCUCUGUUGUACUGGUUCCGGGGUGGAGUCUGGUCAAGCUCUCCCUCAGCACUGGCACUCUCAGACAGCGUUUGUCUCAUCUGAUUCACCCUGAUGAUGACCUCCCCCUGACCCGGAAGCAAAUGGCUGAGCGAAACCAUGUGAUUUCUGCUACAGAGAUGAAAGAGUUAGUGACCAACCAAAAGUCAAUAAAGUGACAGUAAAAGUUUUUUCUAAUUCAUACUUGCUAACAAGGCAUGGGAGAUUUAAAUAUUUUUAACAGGUCACAUCCUGGUACCACUUUGCUUACCAAUGCUUGAUUCAUAUUUUUAAAAAACUAGAUGAUGUUAAAAGUGUGCAUUUGAAAAUCAUAACAGUAAUCUAGAGAAUAGUUCUAAUCAGGUAUGGCUUUAGAUACCAGGUCGUAAAGUUUGCUUUUUGGUGAGGAAAUACUGUAUUUUUUGACGGGUCACUCUUCACUGCACACAUGGUGCUUUUUUCGUCAGCUAUAAGCAACCGAUGCAAACAAAUAAAGGAUUGCUUUUUUAGGUACUUAACAGUCAGUUGAUUGACAAACUGAAAUUUAUGAAAAAUAUUAUGCAAGAUUGGGGGAAAAAAUCAUGACUAAUCUGAAUUCUCGUUGUGUUUUGGAGAUACCUUGUUUCAUUCAGUUGCCAAAUUAAAUAUGAUAAUUGUA